GUUCAUCGCAAGCCAAUACGACGUCACUUGCAGUAGUCUUUCUUUACUCUCUGCCGUUUGCAUCUGGAUCCGUGUUCGUUUGCUGCGAAAACGAAAGGAUUGAGCGACAAAAUCUUCAUUAUUUGUUUGGUAAUUUCCUUCUCAGGAACCGUCGGCCCAGCUCAAUCUCUCUCACUGUUUGAUUGAGUUACUUAGAGCUUUUUUUUCAAGAGAGAAGAGAUACAAUGGAUGAUAGCUGUGCUGUUUGUGCGGAGACACUUCAAUGGGUAGCAUAUGGCCCCUGUGGCCAUCGUGAGGUCUGCUCCACCUGCAUUAUCCGCCUCCGUUUCAUAUGUGGAGACUCCCAUUGCUGCAUCUGCAAGAGUGAAUCUAGAAUCAUCUUUGUCACGAAGGCUUUAGGCAACUAUACAAGGAUGAUUAAUGACUUUUCAGUUUUCCCAGCUGAUCCAAUGGAAGGUCAAGUUGGACUGUACUGGUAUCAUGAAGGAACACAAGCAUUUUUUGACGAUCCUGAUCACUACAAGAUGAUAAAGGCCAUGUGCAGGCUAUCGUGUGGCGUUUGUGAUAAGAUAAAUGAACUAAGGAGUGAAGAGUCAAAGAGAAAAGGGGAGUUUAAAAAUGUUGAGCUGCUGAAAAAUCAUUUAUUCCAUCGUCAUGGGCUGUUCAUGUGCAGUCUGUGUUUGGGGGGUCGGAAGAUAUUUAUCUGUGAGCAAAAGCUAUAUACUAAAGCACAAUUGGAUCGGCAUACAGAGACAGGUGAUUCAGAGGUAGAUGGCAGUGAGACCGAAAGAGGUGGAUUUAAUGGACAUCCUAUGUGUGAUUUUUGUAAAAAUCCAUUUUAUGGAGAUAACGAGCUGUACAUGCAUAUGUCUACCGACCAUUAUACUUGCCAUAUGUGCCAAAGGCAGCAUCCAGGACAAUAUGAAUACUAUAAUAAGUAUGAUGACUUGGAGAAUCAUUUUUCUCAAGCACAUUUUUUAUGCAAGGAUGAGGACUGCCUAACAAAAAAGUUUGUUGUUUUUGCAACUGAGUCUGAGAUAAAGAGGCAUAAUGCCAAGGAACAUGGAGGGAACAUGUCUCGCUCUAGGCGUAAUAUUGCUCUUCAGAUACCAGUGAGCUUCCGGUUUAGGAGAAGUAAUGAGCAAGAACUUCAUGGUAGAGGACAUGGUUCUCGUUUUGAUGCUGCAGACAAUCAACUUUCCUUGGCCCUUCAAGCUAGCCUUGAUACAGCCACCAUGGAAAGGUGUCAUAAUACAUCAUCUAGUACCCAAGAAGUUUUUGUUCGCCAAGAAACAAAUGAACUUGAAACUAUUGUUGGUUCUUUUGAGUCAUUGGCUACUGCAGAAUCUGAGCCAUCUUCAAGAUGCUCUCAUGAAUUAAGAGAAAACUCCCGGAAUGAACUACAGCAAGAAUCAGCCUUCCCUCCACUUCCGGUGGUUCAAAGUGACAGGCGAUUUAGAAAUGGUUCAGAAGGAUUGAGUGGUAGUACAAUGGCUUCUCGCAUACGUCGGCUUAACAAAGUAACAGUCCUGAAUUCUUCUCGAUCUUGGUCCACCACAAAUCGACAACCUAAAUCAUCUGCCAGUAGUUCACACCAGAAAAAACCCUCUUCGGCCUCUGGGCUCAUGUCAUCAUCUAGCUCUCCUGUAUUUUCCCCAAGUAAGACUGCUCCAGUUAGACAAGCUUCAACUACUGGGUUUGUAUCAUCUAAUUUUGCUAGUUCAAGAAAUUCAACUGGAACCAGCAAGGUCACCCGCUCUUCUUCACCUCCAAACCUUAUCAAGAGUGGUUCUUUGAACUCUGAUUUUCCUUCUGUUUCUGCUACUCAAACAAAUAAAGAACCUGCAAGUAGUCGGAGAUUACCAAGGGUUGGAGAUGUACACACUGUCAACAAGUCUCUUGUGGAAAAAAUCCGUGAUGCUUUAGAAUCUGAUGAGAACAAAUUCUCUGCAUUUAAAGAAAUAUCUGCAGAGUACCGCAAGGAUAUUAUUAACACAGAGGAAUAUCUUGCCUAUGUCUACCAGUUUGGCCUGUCACAUCUGGUUCUUGAGCUAGCUAGACUCUGUCCUGAUGCUGAGAAGCAAAGAGAGCUUGUUGAGACUUACAAUUUUAAUAUGAAGAGCAGUGGUUCUCAUGAAAUCAAUUUGUGUAAUGGCAGCAGCAAGUCAAGGAGCAAAAGUUCCAAGAAAGGAAAGGAAAAGUGUGAAGAUAAUGGAAUUAGCAGUUCAAAAUAUGCUUUGCCAGAUUGUCCUAUCAACCCUGUCAGGAAUUUGCAAUCAAAUCAUAAACCUCCAGUAGAAGAUGCAGCAGUCUUGUUGAAGGAUGCUAUUCAUUCUGCCAAAGGAAAAUCAAAGAUUUCAAUUGAGGAUGUAAUUCCAGGAAAUCAAAUGCUGAUGGGUCAAAAUGGUUUUCAGUCAACUGGUGGCAGCUCAAAUAAAAAUUUGGGAACUGGGGGAGGAGGUAAUAAGCAACGGAAAAAGACUCCAAAGUUUCUCAGAAACCGGCUUGGUAAUGAUGCUACUGAACUUUCAGAACUUGGUGAUUGUGAAGAAAAAAAAGAUGGAGACAAGGAUCCACCAGAACGGUUGCCAGUGCAUGGAGUUUGGCAAAAUGGAGGUGGUCAUAGACUCGUGAAGAUGACCAUGAGGGAUCAUAUAAAACGAUAAUUUGUCUAAUCCAAGUGGAGAACUACCAGUUUGUAAUUAUGAGGGCUGGCACCAGAUGGAGUAUCUCUUUUUGUAUGAAUGUGCUAGUCUGUUUCAUAUGUGGUCUGUAUGUUUUCUGCAGCACUAGCAAAUACUUGUGUAGAUGUUAAUGGAUGUGUGGCAGCAGAUUUUAUUUAGAAGUGGCCUUGAAACA
Molecule: messenger RNA, 2859 nt
Organism: Prunus mume (Japanese apricot)
Lineage: Eukaryota; Viridiplantae; Streptophyta; Magnoliopsida; Rosales; Rosaceae
Biological process (GO): rescue of stalled cytosolic ribosome; protein ubiquitination
Molecular function (GO): ribosome binding; ubiquitin protein ligase activity
Source: RefSeq, a predicted model, not a curated record